This is a messenger RNA of Diospyros lotus (date-plum), 2712 nucleotides long. RefSeq names its product cucumisin-like. NCBI's taxonomy places the organism in Eukaryota, Viridiplantae, Streptophyta, Magnoliopsida, Ericales, Ebenaceae. Gene Ontology annotation, molecular function: serine-type endopeptidase activity. The transcript has 11 exons. Bases 1 to 2712 code for a protein of 903 amino acids. The record is from RefSeq and is a predicted model, not a curated record. Gene Ontology annotation, biological process: proteolysis.
AUGGGUCCGUAUGAUAUAAUGGAAAGAAUUGGACCAGUCGCUUAUCGACUUACUCUACCCUUGACUCUAUCGAACCUCCACGAUGUAUUUCAUGUAUCGCAACUCCGUAAGCAUGAGCCAGAUCCCUCUCAGGUAAUGCCAACCGAAGCUGUCGAGGUUCAAGAAAAUCUUUCGUACGUUGAGAAACCGAUCAAAAUUUUGGAUCGUAGGGAUCAAGUCCUGAGAAACAAGUCAAUUCCCCUUGUGAAAGUUCUAUGGAGAAACCCGGUUGAGUGGACAGUCCAGGUUGCUGCUGAUAAGGAUGAGUCGACGGGCCAAGUUGUUGUAACGCCAUCAUUUGUCUAUUCAUCUGCUCUUGUCAUGCCAUCAUUUGUUGUUGCCACUAACGUAGUUGCACAUUCUCAUUUUGCAUCUUUGUCACCUGGGUCCGAACAAAAUGCAGCUUCUCGUCCAUCCGAGUCUGAGUGGAAUGUUCAUGUGGUGUACAUGGGAGAGCGGCCUAAAGGAGAUGCGCCUCUUGCAUCUACGCACCAUUCCAUGCUGAAAAACGUACUUGGAAGUGGUUCAUCCACCAAAGACUCGCUAGUUUACAGCUACGGAAGAAGUUUCAAUGGAUUCGCAGCUAGGCUAACCGAUGAAGAAGUUGUCAAGCUUUCAGAAAUGAAUGGGGUGGUAUCAGUGAUGCCGAAUCACAUACUAAAGUUGCACACAACAAGAUCUUGGGACUUUAUGGGUUUUAAAGGCAAGCUUGGAAGCUCUAAAGAAGGAGAUGUCAUCGUUGCACUUUUGGACACUGGAGUCUGGCCCGAAUCAGAUAGCUUCAGUGACGAAGGCAUGAGCCCGCCACCAGCUAAAUGGAAGGGGACUUGCAAAGCCACUAAUUUCACCUGCAACAACAAGAUCAUUGGAGCCCGGUACUACAACAGCGACAACUUCUACGACAUCACUGACUUCAGAUCGCCAAGAGACUCCAUCGGGCAUGGAACUCACACUGCAUCCACCGCAGCUGGCAGGGAGGUGGCUGAUGCCAGCUACCUCGGCCUAGCCAAAGGAGUUGCGAAAGGUGGUGUCCCCGGCGCCAGGAUCGCAGUGUACAAAGUUUGUUGGUCUUUCGGGUGUGGCCUUGCAGAUAUACUUGCAGCAUUUGAUGAUGCAAUCGCGGAUGGAGUCGACAUUAUCUCUGUUUCCCUCGGAUCAGACUGGCCAGUCGACUACCUAGAAGACCCUAUUGCCAUUGGAGCUUUCCAUGCCAUGAAGAACGGAAUUCUGACAUCCAAUUCUGCAGGAAAUUCAGGACCCUUUCCGGUAUCAGUAUCCAACUUCGCGCCAUGGACGUUAACAGUUGCCGCCAGCACCAUUGACAGGAAGUUUAUUGCCCAAGUUGUUCUAGGCAAUGGACAAACUUUCACUGGGCUCUCCAUUAACAGCUUUGACCUCAAUGCAACCACAUAUCCUUUGAUUUGGGGAGGAGAUGCUGCAAACUAUACCAUUGGAGCUGAUUACACAGCUUCAGGACCAUGUCUUCCCGAGGCGAUGAAUUCGUACCAAGUGAAAGGGAAGAUCGUUCUUUGUGACGCGUACCCUCAAGGUUUUUUCUCUGAUGGAGCCGCCAUCCUGCUAGCUAAUGGUGUCGGUACCAUAAUGACAGUGUCCGAUCCCAUUUACACCGAUUUUGCCUUCAGUUACCCGCUGCCCGCAACACUAAUCAGCGUGGACGACUGGGCGAAAAUUUUGGAAUACAUUAGAGCAACAGACAACCCCUUCGCAACCAUUCUACUGGGUGAGACUCCUAAGGAUGUUGUAGCACCUGUUGUCGUCUCAUUUUCUUCAAGAGGACCUAGUCCUAUCACUCCAGACAUUCUCAAGCCUGAUAUCACUGCCCCUGGAGUCGACAUCCUUGCAGCUUGGUCUCCGGUGGCUCCACCUUCCAUCUACUAUGAUGACAAAAGGAGCGUAAACUACAAUAUAAUCUCUGGCACUUCGAUGUCUUGCCCCCAUGCCAGUGGCGCUGCUGCCUAUGUUAAAGCUGUCCGCCCGAACUGGUCUCCAGCCGCCAUUAAAUCUGCGCUCAUGACCACAGCUUAUGUCAUGGAUCCAAGGAAGCACAAAGAUCUUGAAUUCUCAUAUGGGUCCGGUCACAUUAACCCGGAGGCUGCAGUGAAUCCCGGACUAGUCUUUGACGCAUCAGUGGAAGAUUACAUUAACUUCCUCUGCAAACAGGGUUACAACACAACAACUCUAAGACAAAUCACCGGGGACAAUAGCACUUGCAGCAGCGCAAUUAUUGGCAGAGCUUGGGACCUCAACUAUCCUUCAUUCUCUCUAUAUGUGUUGGAUGGCCAGGAGAUCAAUGGCGUUUUCCCCAGGACGGUAACCAAUGUGGGUUCGGCAAACUCGACUUACACAGCUACUAUGUACAUGCCGGCAGAUAUCACUGUCACGAUUGAACCUUCGGUUCUCUCUUUCUCUGCUGUCGGAGAGCAAAAGAAAUUCACAGUGACAGUAAAGGGACCAGAAAUUGCCCAACAGCCUAUCGUGUCAGGCGCGAUCGUCUGGAGCGAUGGAGUCCGUGCUGUGAGAACCCCACUAGUGGUUUAUAACUAUCUCCCGGGUGCUCCUUAUAACCUUGAGAGCGACUCCACAACUAAUAAGAAGGCAACCUUUAGAGGUUCUUCUAUAUUUCACAAGAAGUUGAUUACUGGAGACAACUAA